AUUCAGUAUCAAACCAUGGAAUCUUCCGAAGAAGCCAAAUCCAUCCUCAAGCCGUUUUUCGAAGAGAUCUUGAAGAAUCGGGAAGAACAGAAUUUUGAAAAGGCAGCUGCACAGUUUGAUCCCGAUGCAGUCUUCAUUGAGAAAGGAAAGAAGGUAAUAUACGGAAGAGAAGACCUAAAGAAAGAGCAUGAGAGCUUCAGAGAAAAAAUUGGUAAAGGAACGGCUAAGAUAAGUGACGAUCGUUAUCUAAUGGCUGGCGAUUACAUCAUUGUCAAUGCUAACUAUGAGAUCACUCCGGAGAAAGGCCCAGUGGUAAAAGGAAAUUUUACGCAGAUCUGGCGUAAAACUGACGACAAGUAUCUAGUCCUGCACGAAGAAUUUACAGCACAAGAGGCUUGAAUGUUAAGUCACUAGAUCAAAAGUAAAGUGAUCGCAUAAACCAUGGUUUGAUGUAGAUAGAAUAUGUCCACGUACGAAGUAGAAUGAUUCUUUUUGGCUGCGAAUAAAUAUU
Molecule: messenger RNA, 511 nt
Organism: Cylicocyclus nassatus
Lineage: Eukaryota; Metazoa; Nematoda; Chromadorea; Rhabditida; Strongylidae
Source: the annotation of a GenBank genome assembly